Molecule: messenger RNA, 903 nt
Organism: Chionomys nivalis (European snow vole)
Lineage: Eukaryota; Metazoa; Chordata; Mammalia; Rodentia; Cricetidae
Gene: Med30
Product: mediator complex subunit 30
Exons: 4
Coding region: 84-620 (178 amino acids)
Biological process (GO): positive regulation of DNA-templated transcription
Cellular component (GO): mediator complex
Molecular function (GO): transcription coregulator activity
Source: RefSeq, a predicted model, not a curated record
CCUGCGUCGCGGCGGGGCGGAAGUGGCGCCGCGGGUUUGAAAUCAGCAGAGUCGGCUCCAGCCGGACCAAGCGGCCGAGUGCCAUGUCCACCCCACCGCUGGCGCCCGCAGGCAUGGCGCCCGGGCCCUUCGGCGGCCCGCAGGCACAGCAGGCCGCGCGCGAGGUCAACACGGCCACGCUGUGCCGCAUCGGGCAGGAGACGGUGCAGGACAUCGUGUACCGCACCAUGGAGAUCUUCCAGCUGCUCCGGAACAUGCAGCUGCCAAAUGGCGUCACUUAUCAUACCGGAACUUACCAAGACCGGCUAACAAAGCUACAGGACCAUCUUCGCCAGCUUUCUAUUCUCUUCAGGAAGCUAAGACUGGUCUACGACAAAUGCAACGAGAACUGCGGCGGCAUGGACCCCAUUCCUGUCGAGCAACUUAUUCCAUAUGUGGAUGAGGAUGGCUCAAAGAACGACGACCGGACUGGCCCACCUCGUUUUGCUAGUGAAGAGAGACGAGAAAUUGCAGAAGUCAACAAAAAACUGAAACAGAAGAACCAGCAGCUGAAGCAGAUUAUGGACCAAUUACGGAAUCUCAUCUGGGACAUAAAUGCCAUGUUGGCAAUGAGGAACUAAACUGAUUUUUAAAUCUCUUGCUCUACGCGUGUGAUACAAUUGGAUUUCCCCCCAAGUAUUCUUCCUUUGGAAAGAUUAUUUAUCUCUCUAGUUUAAUGGCUAGCACUGAAGUUCCUGUUUUCAUGUUAAAGUAUUCACUGCCUCUUUUUUUUUUUUUAAAUGCUCUUGGUUCUAUACAAGAUUAUUAUAAUAGUCUUUGAUAGGGUGUGAGUUUUGUUUAAUCUUCAUGAAUUGAAUAAUUGCUUUUUAAAAGCAAAAUGAAGCUUAAUAAAUAAAUUUUUAA